Molecule: messenger RNA, 2318 nt
Organism: Lathyrus oleraceus (garden pea)
Lineage: Eukaryota; Viridiplantae; Streptophyta; Magnoliopsida; Fabales; Fabaceae
Product: pentatricopeptide repeat-containing protein At5g46100
Exons: 1
Coding region: 447-1886 (479 amino acids)
Molecular function (GO): mRNA binding; protein binding
Source: RefSeq, a predicted model, not a curated record
UUAUUUUCAAGCAACGAUUAAAAACAAAACGAACCAAAACGACGGAAAAAAAUCUGGAACAUGACGAUGAUAUCCCUAUCCCGUAAAACGAGGUAACAUAGUUUCCUCAAUUGAUUUUUCGAAGUUCUUGCUUUGUUUACAUCAAACUCUCCAAACAUACAUGUCUGUGAGCGGUUUCUGUUCAAUCUCAAUUAACACAUCUCUCCAAGUUCAAGGCUUCAUUUUGUCCGAUACCUAUUUGAUGAAAUGCUUCACCCGUGUUUCAAACUAAAACUAACUCUAAACAUUGUACAGACACUGAUUAAUUCUUUAACAUUGGUUGUUACACCAGAUUCUGUGUAAUUUUGUGCUUGUUAUUGCAUGGAAAUGCUUGUUUUGAGGAACUAGAAUUGUUACAAGUUGUCAAAAUCUUUCAUUUUUAAGUAUUUUCAAUUGAGGUUAUUAUUAUGGCCAGUAAAACUUUGUUUAAGUGGCCAAAGCAAGUUACAAAUUCACUAGUUGAGCAGCUAAUAAAGGCAGAAAGGGACAUAAACAAAGCUGUCCUUAUGUUUGAUUCUGCAACAGAUGAGUAUAGCAAUGGAUUUCGUCAUGAUCAUAAAACUUUUGGUGCAAUGAUCUAUAGGCUAGUUUCUGUGAAUCAGUUUAGGCCAGCUGAAGGAAUGCUGGAGAGAAUGAAGCAAGAAGAUUGCAAGGUUGAUGAGGACGUCUUUUUAACCAUAUGUCGAGGUUAUGGACGUGUGCACAGGCCACUUGAUGCCAUUAGGGUUUUUCAUAAGAUGGAAAAUUUUCAGCUUAGGCCAACUCAGAAGUCUUACCUUACAAUAUUUGAUAUUCUUGUGGAGGAAAAUCAUGUGAAAAGGGCGAUUGGUUUUUACAAGGAGAUGAGAGAAAAGGGCAUUCCGCCUAGUGUUGUUUCCCUCAAUAUUUUGAUUAAGGCCCUCUGCAAAAAUGAGGAAACUGUUGAGUCCGCUUUCCAGAUAUUUCGUGAAAUGCCUAAUCGUGGAUGCCAGCCUGAUUCGUAUACGUAUGGUACAUUAAUUAAUGGGCUGUGCAAGCUUGGAAAAAUCAAUCAGGCAAAGGAAUUGUUGGAUGAGAUGGAAGAGAAAGGUUUGUCGCCUUCAGUUGUUAGCUAUACUAGUUUGAUACAUGGCAUGUGUCAAUCUAAUAAUUUGGAUGAAGCUGUUGAAUUGCUCGAAGAGAUGAUAAGAAAUGGCAUUGAGCCAAAUGUUUUUACUUAUAGUUCUUUAAUGGAUGGUUUGUGUAAAUGUGGCCAUUCAUCACAAGCAAUGGAGUUGUUAGAAGUGAUGGUUAGAAGACGUCAUUCGCCUAACAUGGUCACUUAUAGUACGUUAAUCUAUGGACUUUGUAAAGAAGGAAAGUUUAGAGAAGCUGUGGAGAUUCUUGACAGGAUGAGGCUUCAAGGAUUGAAACCAAAUGCAGGGAUGUAUGGGAGAGUAAUAAGUGGCCUCUGUGCUACAAGCAGCUAUCAAGAAGCUGCAAACUUCAUUGAUGAGAUGGUUCUUGGCGGUAUCUCACCAAAUCGAGCAAGUUGGAGCUUUCAUGUCAGAAUGCAUAACAUGGUGGUUCAAGGUCUUUGUAAUAAUAUUGAUCCACCUCGCGCAUUCCAGUUAUAUCUUAGUAUGCGUACUAGGGGUAUCUCUGUUGAGAUUGCCACUUUUGACUGUUUAGUCAAAUGCUUUUGCAAGAGAGGAGACCAGCAUAAAGCUGCUCGGAUUCUGGACGAGAUGAUAUUAGAUGGCUGCAUUCCAGAUGAGGAAAUAUGGAAUGUAUUAAUGUGUGGACUUUGGGAUCGGAAAAAAGUGAGAGAAGCCACCGAGCUAUUGUUAGCUGAGUUGAAGCAAAAAGUUAUUGAAGCUGAGAGUUGAAGUUUGUGAACCCAGAUGAGGGAAUAUGGAAUGUAUGAAUGCAUGGACUUUCUCCGAUGAUCAUUGCUUUCAUGACCAAGGAUUAAGGUUCAAACUGUGACAGUAAUUUGCUGUACGCAAUUGGAGGCUAACUUCACACCUCACCUUCUCUUUAUGGGGGCACUUGUUGGUUCUUGCUCGACCUGUUUGAAACUUCAAUGAUGCAAAUACCUGUUGGGGAAAGAUUUUCCGUGGUUCUGGCCUGAUGGGUAAGGUAAACACAGGUAAUUAUAAAUCCUUUGUUUUGAUCAAACCCAUUACAUAUGAUGGCUACUUUUAUUUUUCAUUUUCUAGAAACCAUGGUGCUCAGUCAGUUCCAGUAAUUUGGCCAAAUUUCAAUUGUACCACAUUCUUUUCAUAGUGCAAAACUAACAUUUUAGUUGGGAUUCUUAA